UGAUGAGAGGACUUCUUCUAACCUUUCUCCAAUACGUCAGAUAGAUGAUUUGUCCACAAGAUUGCGCGUAUAAUGAAUGUUCAGUUGUCGAUGGAAAGUAUUGGCGAUCUGCACGGAGUUAGCCAUGAGCAGCUAUCCGCCACAGAAGACCUGAUGGGUAGCAACAGCCCUCAUCACAGAACUCAUCGCGGCAGCCACUUGUCAUCCCACCCUCGCUCCAUGGGCAUGGCGUCAAUCUUAGACGCCGGGGACUAUCAUCACCACCGACCCUCGGACCACCUGCACCCAGCCAUGACCAUGGCUUGCGAGGCCCCCCCAGGCUUGAGCAUGAGCAGCACCUACACCACGCUGACCCCCCUGCAGCCGCUACCUCCCAUCUCGACCGUCUCGGACAAGUUUCCUCACCAUCACCACCACCCUCAUCACCAUCAUCACCCUCAUCAGCGGAUCCCCGGUAACGUAAGCGGCAGCUUCACCCUGAUGAGAGACGACAGGGCUCUGGCGUCAAUGAAUAACAUCUACAGUCCAUACCACAAGGAUGUUACCGGCAUGGGACAAAGCCUUUCUCCAAUGUCGGGACCAGGUUUGGGUGGCAUUCACAACUCCCAGCAGGGACUGCCACCUUAUGCACACCCGGGGGCCACCAUGCCCACGGAAAAAAUGCUAACACCUAACGGAUUCGAGGCUCACCAUCCUGCAAUGUUAGCUAGGCAUAGCGAUCAGCACAUGACCGCCUCCUCGGCGGGCAUGGUUCAAAUUCACCAUCACCCCCAUGCUCACCUAAGCGCUCAGAAUCACGGUCAAACAUUGGGUUCGACGAGAGAGCAAAACCCGCCUUCUGUACUUGGAUCCCAAGUUAACAGCGGAGGCAAUUCAGGGCAAAUGGAAGAGGUAAAUACCAAAGAAGUAGCCCAGAGAAUCACUACUGAGCUUAAGAGGUACAGCAUCCCCCAGGCCAUCUUUGCCCAGAGGGUGCUGUGCCGGUCGCAGGGGACCCUAUCCGACCUGUUACGGAACCCCAAACCCUGGAGCAAGUUGAAGUCCGGCCGCGAGACUUUCCGGAGAAUGUGGAAAUGGCUGCAGGAGCCCGAGUUCCAGAGGAUGUCCGCGCUUCGGCUCGCAGGUGAGCGCGCGCCAGCCUGCAAGAGAAAAGAGCAGGAACAUGGCAAAGGUGAGCGGGGCGGCAUCUCCAAGAAGCCCCGACUGGUCUUCACCGACAUCCAGCGGCGCACCCUGCACGCAAUAUUCAAGGAGAACAAGCGUCCAUCCAAAGAGCUGCAGGUCACCAUCUCCCAGCAGCUCGGGCUUGAGCUCAACACCGUCAGCAACUUCUUCAUGAACGCCCGGCGGCGGAGCCUGGAUAAGUGGAUGGACGACAGAGGCUCCCACUUAGCCAACUCAACUUCUUCAUCCAGCACUUGUACCAAAGCAUGAAGGCAUGGAGGUCGCAGACUGAAACCUCGGUGGAAAAGCUUUAAAAUAAUAAUUUUUAAGUCAAAGACCAGGCCCCUCAGGCAAAAGUUACACCUGGAAAGGCCAAAAAGACGACAGAAACAUUUGAAUUAUCCAAAGAAAAACCAAAGACUUUGUUCAUCUGCAUCAAUGCUUUAUUUCACGACUUGUUUCAGUUAAACAAUUUCGUAAAAAAAAGGAAAAAAAAACAAAAUGGAAAGAAAGAUAUUCACCAGAUUCUAGGCCCGUCGUACGCCUUUCAGCGUCGUCGCCACUCAGCACGCCGUCAUUGUCAUCGCUGAAUGUCAUGCUUGUUUUAUUGGAGGCUGACAGCAGACUCAUUUUUCGUUGUCAAACUGACAUGGCCGCAAAUCGUUAGGCGUCGAUUUUGCGUUGCCGCGCCGAGAAGGGUGUACGACAUCAGGCACAGAGAGCCACUGUGCACAGGGCAGAGCUGGCUUGUCCCAUGGAAGCGGCUUAAUGCUAGAGCAGGGGCCCGAGACAGGAGCCCAGUUCUGUCCGGGGGUCACUCGCUCGCCUCUGUCACGCUGCAAACUCACAAACACCCGGAAGCCCACUUACCCAAACUGAAAGACUUAUAUCUCGGCAAAGCUUGUUUUGAAUGUCACUAAACUUAGUAGUGCUUUCUUCCCACUUGUAGAAGACAUGCAGGAAAAAAAAAAAAAAAAACCUGCUUUU
Molecule: messenger RNA, 2151 nt
Organism: Paramormyrops kingsleyae
Lineage: Eukaryota; Metazoa; Chordata; Actinopteri; Osteoglossiformes; Mormyridae
Product: hepatocyte nuclear factor 6-like
Biological process (GO): regulation of transcription by RNA polymerase II
Cellular component (GO): nucleus
Molecular function (GO): RNA polymerase II cis-regulatory region sequence-specific DNA binding; DNA-binding transcription factor activity, RNA polymerase II-specific
Source: RefSeq, a predicted model, not a curated record